Pieris macdunnoughi is the source of this 363-nucleotide messenger RNA. The record is from the annotation of a GenBank genome assembly. Lineage: Eukaryota; Metazoa; Arthropoda; Insecta; Lepidoptera; Pieridae.
AUGAGGGUGCACGAUGCAGAGGCCGCACUACUUAACUCGUUGUGCCAAUCGAUACACGCUAUUGAUAUGGAUUGGCAAAUUAAUUCGGACUCGGAUGGAGAUACGCCGUUGCUGGAUGCGAUAUCGAAGAAGCGAGAUGAGAUAUUAACCUUGCUGUUAGAUCAUGGAGCAGAUAUGACGCUGACAAACAAUAACGGCUUCAACGCCCUGCAUCAUGCAGCUCUUCGUGGGAUUCCAAGAUUGUUGCUUAAUGGGAAUCGAAUAGGAGAUUGUCGUAAAACGUCCCCGAUUUUAUCGCGAAAUGAGAAGUCGCUCGCGAGUUUUCCCAUUCUACAAAAAUGUUCGUUUCCCUCCGAGAUGUAA